Messenger RNA from Bactrocera tryoni, 1359 nucleotides. RefSeq names its product pickpocket protein 28-like. Bases 22 to 1359 code for a protein of 445 amino acids. Gene Ontology annotation, biological process: sodium ion transmembrane transport. The transcript has 5 exons. Gene Ontology annotation, cellular component: membrane. Gene Ontology annotation, molecular function: ligand-gated sodium channel activity. The record is from RefSeq and is a predicted model, not a curated record. Lineage: Eukaryota; Metazoa; Arthropoda; Insecta; Diptera; Tephritidae.
CCUGCUGUGACCAUAUGUAAUAUGAAUCAAGCGCUCAAGAGCAAGGUGUCUAACAACUCAGAAUCUUCCAUGGAAUAUUCAUUUCUAAAAUUACUGUGUGGCUCGGACCCAAAUAUUACAGCACUGAAUACCAUUGAGGAUUGGAGUUUUAGCAGUAGUUUUGUUCUAAAUACAUCGCAAUCUUGUGAGAGAAUGCUGCUUAAAUGUAAUUUUGGUGGCGUUGAAUACAAUUGUACAGAACUUUUUCAUCCAGUUAUACUGGACGAAGGAUUAUGCUGCACAUUCAAUUCACUGGAUCAGGUCUACAAAUUUACAAAUAUAUCAUCAAAGGUCUUUUUUAACAAAACUUAUCCACCAAACGUCAAGCCCGUUGAUUGGUCUUUGGAAAACGGUUAUCUGAACCCCUUACCUAAAUAUUUUUCACCAAUGAAGGCCGUCGGCUUUGGACAAACACUUGGAUUAAACAUUAUUUUAAAUGUAGAGAGAGAUGAAUAUUCUUGUUCGUCAGGAAAAAGUAUCGGUUUCAAAGUUACAGUAGGCAACCCCGAAGACGAGCCAAACGUACACGAAUCGGGCCUAUUGCUUGGACCUGGCCUUGAAUCAAUUAUUCGUAUUAUACCCAGUCAUCAGGAAGCAGAUCGAAAAUUGAGCGUUUUGAGUCGCAAGUACAGAAAUUGCGUUUUUGAGAGGGAGCAUAAGUUAUCUGUAUUUUCGCACUACUCAUACUUGAAUUGUAUGUAUGAGUGUAGAACAAAAACUACACUUUCUAUUUGCGGUUGUGUUCAACCUUACAUGAUUACGAGGUAUUCUAAUCAUACAAUAUGUAGCUAUAAAGAUUACCAAUGCGUACAGGAGAUCCAGUACUUACUGAAAAAUAAAAGAUUUCAAAUACCAUGUGGUCAAAAGUGUUGGAUCGGUUGUUUUUUAAAGAAAUACAAAGUUGAUAUAUUCUCGGCCAACUUAAAGAAAUCAUUAAUGGAGGAAAGCAACACUCUGUUCGCCAAUGUGACUGACACAUAUGUAAAAGAAAAUAUUGCGAUUGCAAACUUUUACCUGCAACGAUAUUCCUAUAAGAGCACCAAACAGUCGCCAUACAUCGACUCCAUUGAUGUGUUAUCCAGUGUCGGUGGCCUCAUUGGAGUUUUCAUGGGAUUUAGUUUCAUUUCGUUUGCUGAAAUUAUUUACUUUUUCUGCAUACGAUCAAGGCGGCUAAACACCGAUCGCAAAAUUGGCAAUUCUGAACGCAGACCGUGUGCACUCUUAGCCAAUAGACCCAAAACACGUUUCAUUAAUCCAUACAAAACACCAGUAUACUCAUUAUAUCAAAACAAUAAAUUCAAAUCUCCACUGAAGAUGUGA